GAUCAUGAAUAAUGCUAUUGGAGACUUGCUCUCUCCUUCUAGUUUAUGAGGUUUGAUAUUUAAAGGAGGAAGUGUUUGAUUCUUGCCAGUUGUGUACAGUAUGUUGUACAAUGUUGUAUUGAGCACAGAAUCUGGAGGGCUCACCUGUUGACUUAAAGUGAAAGGGAAGUAUUGUGUUGCCAUUUUGAUGUGAUCUGUAAGAUGGAAGACGGAGCAGUUCAAGGUAUCCAUGAGUCCAGCAAAUACCAGCUGAUGCCAGGAAGCGAGAUGACGAUGGAUUCAGGAAAGUUUCGGAACAGCUCAGGCUGGAUGGCGUUGAUUGAGUGGAUGUACGAGGGAGUGGACCACACGCUACCAGGCAAUGGUGGGCGGGAGUGUGUGGAGUUUCUAGGAGUCUCACAACGGAUAGUGGAGAGUUCUUGUGCCACCCUGUUUUCAUUGUUUGUCAUGUGGAUUGCAUAUCCACGCCUGACUCUGCCAAAGAUUUCCUAUGAUGAAUUAAGGGACAAUCAGAUAGGGAAACGCCUUCUUCUAGUCAUGAUGUGUUUAACUUUCGGGAUCGAACUUGGGUUCAAGUUCGCUACACGACAGUUUAUAUGGGUGUUUAAUCCGUGUCAUGUGGCAACAGUUAUACAGAUUUUUUUACUUGCGGCACCUCCAAGCAAAGUAGUGACAGCAAUGUUUCGACUACACAUGCAUAUGUUGACGGGGGCGCCUAUAGCUGUCCUGUUUCCUGUUGUGAAUACAAGAUUGUUGCCCAUGGAGACAGAGGUUUACUACAUACAGCAUAUCCUGAUGCUUGUCAUACCAUUUUACCUCUUGAAGACUGGAGGAGCAUACAUUCCAGAGAACAUCCUGGACUUCACGUGGGGCUUCAUGUCCCUGGGCAUCCUCUACAUCUACCACUUUGUGCCCCUCCAGCUCCUGGCUUAUUUUUCCACAGUCAACCUGAACAACAUGCUCUGUCCUGCUGUGUCCGACCCCUUCCACGGACCCUAUUACCGGCUGUGUGCUCUCACCCACCAGACAAUCCUCAUACCAUGCCUCGGAAAAGUUUAUGUUGUAAUCGCCAAUCAUCUACCCGUGUGGCGAGCACAGUCAAAAGAACAUAUACAGGAAGUUAGCUGCUGGGAAAGGAGCAACACCAAGUAUCUUCACCAAAGUAAUCAUCCAAGGGGAGAUCACCCUUUCCCAAGGGAAGAUAACUCUGACCAACAGCGAUUGAAUGGACAUGUUAAGACAUCAUGAACAUGUGUUUUUGCAUUUAUGUUGUCCUGUUUACAUUUGUUUUACAAUCAUCACUUGUAAUUUUAAUGUGAUUAAUAUAUUUAACAUCAUAUCUUGCUCACUUUUAAUGUGUUGAUAGUUCAUGUAGUUUAUCUUGUUAAAGAAUUGAGCGAUUACAUUUUUUUUCCCAUCCUCAUGCAUAGUUGAACAUUUUAUGAUUUUUUUUGUAGCAUAGUUCAGUCUUGGAAUUCUGAUAAUUGAUUCUAUUUAAUUUGGUAUGGAUACUUAAUUGUUUGACACUUAAAAUGAAGAAGAAUAUAGGCUAAAAUUGUAUAAUUAUUUAUGAAUUAUUCGUCAUUAUCCAGUAAUUUUUCAGAUCUGAAACAUACAAUCCAAGCCAUAAUUUGAACUUGUCCUAUGUCUGAAACUGAUGCGGGGCGGUUGGGUAGCCUAGUUGUUAAAGCGAUAGCUCGUCAUGCCGAAGACCCGGGUUCGAUUCCUAACAGUGGUAAAAUGUGUGAAGCCCAUUUCUGGUGUCCCCCGCCGUGAUAUUGCUGGAAUAUUGCUGGAAUAUUGCUAAAAGCGGUGAAAACCAUACUCACUCACUCACUCACUCACUGAAACUGAUGCCUUGGUAUUGAAAUGAGGCAAUGUAUCAGAAUAGAUGAAUCUCCUGUCAUUUCCCAAAGCUUGACAGGUUACAGUGAGCUAGGUUGGCUGGCUACUUGGAUUAGCUUCUCUCAGAGAGGGGGGGCACGUGUGGCCCAGUCGUCUAAGGGGCCGCGAUUCGCUGUGCAGAGUUGCGUCCUUUGGGCAUGCCAGAAACCUAUGAUUGUGGGUUCGAAUCCCGGUUCGCCCCGAUUAUGUUUCUAGGU
Haliotis rufescens (red abalone) is the source of this 2102-nucleotide messenger RNA. RefSeq names its product transmembrane protein 164-like. The record is from RefSeq and is a predicted model, not a curated record. Lineage: Eukaryota; Metazoa; Mollusca; Gastropoda; Lepetellida; Haliotidae. The transcript is spliced from 6 exons. Bases 202 to 1248 code for a protein of 348 amino acids.